AGGAAGCACCGUAGCUUCUGCGGGUGGUCGAGGCUGCGCCCCGCGUUUGCUGCGACCAUGGCCGGGAGGGGAAAGCUCAUCGCGGUGAUCGGAGACGAGGACACGGUGACUGGCUUCCUGCUCGGGGGCAUCGGGGAGCUGAACAAGAACCGCCACCCGAAUUUCCUGGUGGUGGAGAAGGACACCACCAUCAAUGAAAUCGAGGACACUUUCCGGCAGUUCCUGAACCGGGAUGACAUCGGCAUCAUCCUCAUCAAUCAGUACAUCGCCGAGAUGGUGCGACAUGCCCUGGAUGCACAUCAGCGCUCCAUCCCCGCUGUGCUUGAGAUCCCAUCCAAGGAGCACCCGUAUGAUGCGGCCAAGGACUCCAUCCUGCACAGGGCCCGGGGCAUGUUUACUGCAGAGGACUUGCGCUAGGUUCUCCCCCUAGCCCUACAGCCCCUCCCGAAUGCCAGGCCUUUCUUUCAGCUCACCACCUGCCCUUCAGUCACCAGCCUCUGGCUUCCAGGUCCCUGCCCUUCUCCGUUCCAUUGAGAGACCAGAUAAGAUGCUUGCAGGUUUCUGGGGUGCUGCCAUUAAAACCAAGACUGCUUAGGGUACGGGGGAACCUGACUGUCUUCUCUCUCUGCUCCCUCCUCCCUGUGCUGUUACCUUAAUGUCAUUAUUGAUGUGAAAUGAAUGUCUUUGUGACUUCUUGA
Molecule: messenger RNA, 698 nt
Organism: Suncus etruscus (white-toothed pygmy shrew)
Lineage: Eukaryota; Metazoa; Chordata; Mammalia; Eulipotyphla; Soricidae
Gene: ATP6V1F
Product: ATPase H+ transporting V1 subunit F
Exons: 2
Coding region: 58-417 (119 amino acids)
Biological process (GO): proton transmembrane transport
Cellular component (GO): membrane; proton-transporting V-type ATPase, V1 domain
Molecular function (GO): proton-transporting ATPase activity, rotational mechanism
Source: RefSeq, a predicted model, not a curated record